CAAUGCGAAGGGGAGGGGAAUAACAGAGCGACGUUUAAAGAAUCGACGAAGCGGAUGAAGUUGUCAUAUGCCCUCAAGGACCUGGAUGCUAAACUGGGCAAAUUAGAGUUAGCAUACACGCGUAGUACAAUAAAUAUGUUCACGAUACCGCAAAAUGAACAGAACGUCCUAACCAGUGGGUUGAGAAAUUUGCGAGUGUGCCAUUGCACAUAGCUAGAUGACAAAAACACCUUCUUACGUUGAACACUUGCCAGCUCGUUUCUCAACUGGAGGAUAUAACCAUUUAUGAAUGUGUUUUGAAACUAUUUUUUUGGGAGGAGCUGUGGGCUAUUUACAGCCAUAUCGUGAAAGUAUCGUCAAUAAACUACAGGUGCAAGGCAGAUUGUUUUGACUUGGCGCUCAUUUUUUAAUCAAGUAAAGGCUAGCAUAGUUAUACAUGCGAGAUAUUUUGCGUGAGUGACUAUUCUACAAACCACGGAGGGAAUUACAACUGUCUGGGCGCUGCUAUGGAGAAAUCUAAAAACUUUAGAAUUGAUGCUCUACUGGCGGAUGAAUCGCAGUGGAAAAGGGAGCUCUCUCCAAGACUGAACCCUGACAGCCCCGUCGUCAGCCCCGUGUCAUGCAGGCGCCCGGGGAUUCCAUCGCCUCACGGGACUCCUGGCGCCGGUCAGCUAUCGACCGAACUUGACCUCAAAUCAGGUUUGCAGAACCAUCCACGCGAAGGCCUGGCGCCUCAUGGGGCGAUGUACUCACCACAUCUGUACCCCGUAACCGCCCACGGAGACAUCCAGCAUCCAUUCUACCCAGGAUUCGCGCACCUUAUGCAGGCAACACGGGAACACCAUAUGAUAGCGGGAAUGUCUGGCUUCUUGCCGCUGGACCACUGGAUCGGCACUGGGAUGAUGCCACGCGUGCUCGAAUACAUGUCUGGUCCCCAGGCAGGGUUCAUGGGAAAGUGUCGCAGGCCUCGAACUGCCUUCACCAGUCAACAGCUCCUGGAGCUGGAGAACCAAUUCAAACUCAACAAGUACCUGUCGCGCCCCAAGCGCUUCGAGGUGGCCAGCUCUCUGAUGCUCACCGAGACCCAGGUGAAGAUCUGGUUCCAGAACCGGAGGAUGAAGUGGAAGCGUAGCCGCAAGGCUAAAGACCAGGCCGCGUCGGAGACUCUGAGCACGCACAGACAAACCCACGGACCUGGACACACUGACGAGGAAGAGGAGGAGGAGGAGGAAGAGGAGGAAGGACACGACAGGCGGCGGAAGUGUGCCAUCGCCGUGAGAGAUGUGCGCUCGCCGUCCCGCUCUCCAGACUUCCUGCGGCCCCCGGACGACCUCCGCUACUGCCCCCGCAACCCUUACUCUGAGGGGGGGAUGGGGGAGGCCAGGGGGGGCAGGAGGAUUGUGGUGGAGUUGUGAGUUCAGCUCAGUUCAGUUCAAUUUUAUUUGUAGAGUGCUUUUCACAGCACUGUCCCAAAGAUACUUUACAGAGUAACACAGAAGGGAAUAUAACACAUCAGCCCUAAGCCCCCAAAUAGCCUAUGAGGUAAACAACUCCCUAAAAACCCCCUCAAAGCUCUCAGAUGGGAAGAAAUGUUGAGAGGAACCCGGCUAUUUGGGGAUGCCCAUCCUCCACUGGCCUAUAGGUUGAGAUGGUAACAGUUCAGGUAUUACACUAGCAGGUAAUCUGGAAUGUCCUCAUAAAUGGAGCUAGAGUAUGCAGUUCUGAGGAGAGGGGGAUGAAUCUGUAGCUCCAGGAUGUGUCGAAGCAUGGGAAUGAACCAGGGAGGAGGCCCUUGGUCUUCUUAAAAGAACAGGACCAUUCACUGGAGAGAGACUGCAUUUUUGCCUCAGUUUGGAACAUUGUCAGCUGCUGGGACAUUGUGACACAGAUGACAGGAGGACCAGGACCAAAUAUAAUUUGAACUGAUUUGUUUUGUUUUUUACUUUGAACUAUACAUUUGAAAGAAAGUGGUACAUUUUCUCAUUUUAUCAAAACAAUGGUAAUAUCUAUGGUCCUGAUAUCUAUGGAACUGAAAAAAUAAAUGCAUUACUUGCUUAAAUUCACCAGAUAAACUAAAGGAGUCCUGCACAUCAGUAAUUAUCUGAAUACUGAUCAUUCACUGUAUUACCUGGGAAAGCAUACUGUGUGCUUUGAUGCAGUUCCCAUUUGUCUCCCAGUCAAAUGUCCUCGUUCCUUGUAUUAAAGUUAUUUAUAAAAAUAGAGAAAACAGAAA
This is a messenger RNA of Conger conger (European conger), 2233 nucleotides long. RefSeq names its product motor neuron and pancreas homeobox 1-like. Gene Ontology annotation, molecular function: DNA-binding transcription factor activity, RNA polymerase II-specific; sequence-specific double-stranded DNA binding. Gene Ontology annotation, cellular component: nucleus. The transcript is spliced from 3 exons. The record is from RefSeq and is a predicted model, not a curated record. Lineage: Eukaryota; Metazoa; Chordata; Actinopteri; Anguilliformes; Congridae. Bases 507 to 1415 code for a protein of 302 amino acids. Gene Ontology annotation, biological process: central nervous system development; endocrine pancreas development; regulation of DNA-templated transcription.